Messenger RNA from Prunus armeniaca (apricot), 228 nucleotides. NCBI's taxonomy places the organism in Eukaryota, Viridiplantae, Streptophyta, Magnoliopsida, Rosales, Rosaceae. The record is from the annotation of a GenBank genome assembly.
AUGGCAGGAAGAGGAAUGACCAGCCACACUCAUGUUUCGACUGAAGCAAAAGAUUAUCUAACAAACAUGAAUUAUUCUGAGAAUUUUGAUGGAGAAACAUCAAAUCAUGAGCUCCAACAUGUAGAGAAAUUCGUGGGAGUCUCCGCAGCUUCAGGUAGUGCGAUUAACAAGAUACAACUUUACUGUGAAUCAGGGGUAGAGCUCUGGGUUGAUUUAAAAGGUAAUUAA